Messenger RNA from Colias croceus (clouded yellow), 1795 nucleotides. Its product is annotated as zinc finger protein 572-like. Gene Ontology annotation, biological process: regulation of transcription by RNA polymerase II. The coding region runs from base 232 to 1068 and encodes 278 amino acids. Gene Ontology annotation, molecular function: DNA-binding transcription factor activity, RNA polymerase II-specific; RNA polymerase II cis-regulatory region sequence-specific DNA binding. The record is from RefSeq and is a predicted model, not a curated record. The transcript is spliced from 2 exons. Lineage: Eukaryota; Metazoa; Arthropoda; Insecta; Lepidoptera; Pieridae.
GUGCUUGUUAUUUUAGAGCGAUCCUUAGCAGUGCGUACACGAGCUGUUGGGCGAUUAUCGCGAUCGUUGUUAUCGCGCGUCCGUCGCGGUGUCCGGCGCACUCACAGCCACGCUCACUCCAUACACAACACGCGCCGUACGCGCUGGCCAUCAGCUCAUCCGGACACAUUUCCUUUUCGAAUUAAAAUACUCGUUUUCUAUGGAAUAAUAACGGAACUUAUCUAAAUCAUAAUGUACCGGGAGGACAGCGGUCUGCUUUUUGAGGACCCCCUACUCAACGAUCAACUACUUUUCGAAUAUUCGCCGGCCGAAAGCCUUAUACACUUCGAACUGCCUUCACCGAUUAGUACGGAAGUUGAUGAUUGGUCAUUUAAUGAUCUCGAUUUUCAUUGUGAUGCUUUCGUGAGCGGGCUCAAUGAUUCCAACCGAAACAAUAACUUGGAAGAAAACUCACCAGUUCUAUUCGACUUUGCGGAUUUAGAUAAAAGUAUCGACUUCGACGAAUAUCUCUUAGAAGCAUUGAGUAGUGACAAAUCGUGUGAUACGCAACAAAGCGAAGCAGAAGCUAAUUUGGAUCGUCUUUCGGUGCUCGGUAUUGACUUGGACACAUCUCACGCGGCUAAUCUACGCAUUGACGAUCAAUUUCCUAAAGACGAAAGUGAUAAUCAAAAUGUAAGCAAUAUCGUUGAAGAAACAAAAGUACAAUCAUGGGGAGAGCCUACGUUUUGUCCAGUUCUAGGUGCGUUUCGGUGCCCGGUAGUGGAGUGCGGCAAGUUGUACGCGAAAGCCUCCCACGUUCGAGCACAUUUGCGAAGACACAGCGGUGAAAAACCUUACAAGUGCACGUGGGGAGGGUGCAGUUGGCGAUUCGCGCGAUCAGAUGAGCUCGCGCGACACCGACGAAGCCAUUCUGGUGACAAGCCCUACAGGUGCAGUGAAUGUGGGAAGAGAUUUGCGCGUUCCGAUCAUCUCGCUAAGCACGGCCGCGUGCACGCGAGACGCGCGGCCGCUGCAGCCGCUGCUGCCAAGCGAGCGUCCUCACAUAGCCAACGGCGUCGACUUAUCUGACAUUCUAUUUUUCUGUUUGUGCCAAUGUGAAUCUGUUCAGAACGUAGGUACAACUAUAGUGAAUAAACUGUUAAAAUUGUGCCAAAUUAAACUGUUACUUAAAUUUAAUUUAAUCGUUACAUUAUAUUCUGCAUUUAAGUGAUAUUAUGAAUUAUUAAAUAAGUAACUUAUGUACUAUAUAAUUACCUAGAUAUCGCCAAAUUAUUGGCACGACAAAUGUUUAAUACCAUAUUAUUUUGCUAAAGAAUUAUUGUAAAGCCUAAUUUUUAUAAGAUUAAGUACCUAAUACCUAUGUAAUACCUAAUGUUUGAAAAUAUAAUAUUUGUAGGUAUUGGUAGAUAUUUUGUGAGCGAGCACACGUGUGAGAAAUAUUAAGACGCGUAUUGAUCUGGCGCAUAUCUGGCGUGUACGAGAUGUCACUCCGUGAUACUAUUUUUAUUUAAAGCUGUUAUAAGACUGGUCACGACAGUCAAUGCACUUACGUGGUGACCUCUCAAAUCAAAUCUCAUUUAUUGCCCCUGUGGUCGGCAUUACUUUGUUAUUGUUAUGAAAGUACUUGUUAUACUUACUCUUGAUAUCAAUGUUAAGAAGUUACAUUAAGAUUACCAGAGGUACCUACAUUCAUAUUGACUGCCUAAUGUUAUAUAGUUUUAUUAAUAGUAAAAUUUAUUUGAAGUAUGUAUAAACUAUAAGCAAAUUCAUAAAUAAAAAGGCGAAAUAAAUAUAA